Messenger RNA from Callorhinus ursinus (northern fur seal), 829 nucleotides. RefSeq names its product sorting nexin 22 (gene SNX22). The record is from RefSeq and is a predicted model, not a curated record. NCBI's taxonomy places the organism in Eukaryota, Metazoa, Chordata, Mammalia, Carnivora, Otariidae. Gene Ontology annotation, molecular function: phosphatidylinositol phosphate binding.
GCCGGGGUCGGUGGUCUGAGCUGAGAGAGGUCUUGCUCGGAGCGUCGCGCUCGGAGGGGCUGGAGCGGGUGUGCGGAUGCUGGAAGUUCACAUCCCGUCGGUGGGACCCGAGGAUCCCAGGCAGAACCCAGAGAAAGGCCACAUGGUGUUCCGAGUGGAAGUGCUGUGCCGCGGGCGCAGGCACACCGUGCAGAGGCGCUACAGCGAGUUCCACGCGCUGCACAAGCGGAUCAAGAAACUGUACAAAGUGCCCGACUUCCCCUCAAAACGCCUGCCUAACUGGAGGACCAGAGGAUUGGAGCAGCGGCGUCAGGGCUUGGAAGCCUAUAUCCAGGGUAUCCUGUACCUGAACCAGGAUGUGCCCAAGGAGUUACUGGAAUUCCUGAAUCUUCGGCACUUCCCCACAGACCCUAAGGCUAGCAGCUGGGGCGCCCUGGGGGAGUUCCUGCCCAAUGACAGCAGCUCCCAGCUGCGCCACCGGCCUGUCUUCAGCUUCCACAGGGAUCCCUACAUUUGCAGCCCAUCCCCAGAGCCUCUGCCCAACGUGGUGGUGAAUGGCGUGCUCCAGGGCCUCUACGGCUUCAGCAACAGGCCAGCUGAAGCUCAGGGAGAGGCAUCUUGUCACCCUGCCACCCAUGCCCUGACCAGCCCAGAGGCCUAAGGGGCCACCUGCCAGGACAGGCACGUGCCUCAGUGUUAUGUGCCCUCUUCUCAGAGAAGGCUGGGUCCCCCUUGGCCCAGACCCAGGACUAACCUACCCGAGGUGCCAGGGCAGGGACAACAGGGGAUAGGGAAUAAAGGGAGAAGUCCAUUUAGAGGUAGGCUUCGA